Messenger RNA from Pneumocystis carinii B80, 510 nucleotides. RefSeq lists its product as hypothetical. Gene Ontology annotation, cellular component: nucleus; proteasome regulatory particle, lid subcomplex; cytoplasm. Lineage: Eukaryota; Fungi; Ascomycota; Pneumocystomycetes; Pneumocystales; Pneumocystaceae. Bases 1 to 510 code for a protein of 169 amino acids. The transcript has 5 exons. The record is from RefSeq and is a predicted model, not a curated record. Gene Ontology annotation, molecular function: proteasome binding; endopeptidase activator activity; ubiquitin binding. Gene Ontology annotation, biological process: ubiquitin-dependent protein catabolic process.
AUGACUACUUCCUUUUCAGAAAACAGUAAAGAUCUCAAAAAAGAACAUAUUAAGUUUAAGGCAGGAAAAAUGAUUCGAGAUGGCACUACUAACAUAGUAAAACCUGACACCAGAAAAGGAAUGAUAUUUUUAAGAACUGAGAAUGAUGGCCUCCUUCAUUUUUAUUGGAAAGAUAGGACAACUGAUAUAAUUGAAGAAGACCUUAUUAUUUUUCCAGGUGAAGCAGAGUUUUCAUGUGUAAAAGAUUCGCCAAAUGGAAGAGUUUUUGCACUUCAUUUUAAAUCAUCUUUCCAGAUUUUUUUUUUUUGGAUGCAAGAUCUUAAUAGUGAUAAAGACGAAUAUUAUGUUAACAAAAUUAACGAAGCAAUUAAAAAUCCCGUAGUUGGUGAAUCUAAUAAAUAUGAUAAAGAUUCGAAAGUGAGCGAGACACAAUUUUUUAAUAAUGAAUAUGAUAAAUGUGUUAAAGCUGUAUCUUUAGAGUCUGAAAAAGAAAAUACGGAGACAAAUUAA